This is a messenger RNA of Zonotrichia albicollis (white-throated sparrow), 5495 nucleotides long. Lineage: Eukaryota; Metazoa; Chordata; Aves; Passeriformes; Passerellidae. The record is from RefSeq and is a predicted model, not a curated record.
ACAAGUCAGCAGGGUAGGAUCAGAAAAAACACUGAUAGGAGUCCCCAGAACCAAAGCCAGGGGGCCAAGAAACACCCAGAAGAGCAUAGCUCCUGAUGCAGCCCAAGACCACCCUACAACAACCAUCCUGCUCUCUUGCUAGGCUCUUAGCCUAGUCCUUUUAAAUUGUGAAGCCAGCUGGGACCAGAAAUUCCCAGGUGGACACAGCCCAGCAGUUUAUCACCUUCCAUUGCCCUCACCUGAACUCAGCAGAGUCUGCUGGUGCUCUUUGAAGAAAAACAAAGGGCAAGAGUUGAACUAAUGUCAAGAGAUGGGUCUGUAUUCAUACUGUAGAGCCCCAGGAGGGUCUUCAAAGCUUCUUUCCUACCCUGAGUUCCUCCCACAGCUGGAACACAUAGGAAAUCUGGUUGCUUCUCCCCAUGCACCCUAUUGCUGCUCUAAUUGCUCAAUACAUGGCAUGAGUGCAAGAAACAGUGACAAUGCUCUUUUAUUCUUUUUAAGAUUAUACAUGUUCAAAUGCCAGACACAGGAUGCUGACACAAAAGCACAGAAAGAGCCCUCCACAUAAAAUCUGUGAGAAAUCAUGGAGCUCAGAAGGCCUUGCACACCUAAACAGUGACGAUUCCCCAUAAACACUCUUGGUUGUGGACUUACAGCCCCUGUUUGCAGUGUGUUUGUGUGGGGAUGGUUGCAGGACUGGUUCAGACCUGGCUGCUAAGUGGCAGGAUGCUCUCUGGGAUCCCUACCCCCAAAAAGCGGCAGGUGGGCCCCUGAGAUGGGCUUGAAACACAGGCAAGGGGAGCUUCUGUGAUCCCAGAGAAAACUGCCUGCCAGCAGCCAUUGCCUGCCUGUAAGUGCAAGGUGUCAUGGAGAGUCUCCUCCCCAGCCACACAUCAGGCAGCCACACCAAGCGAAUGCCUCAUGGGCCAUCUUUCCAUGCAUGUUUCUGCAUUCAUGCCAUGAAACUGUGAAUGUCUUUACAGUUCUGCCUUUUAGCAGAUCCUCCAGCUCCUGGAUGUCUGCACAGCACCGUACAGCAUCAGUACCCUGGCCCCAGCCAGCCCUCACCACAGGCAUGGUGGGUGGGCAGCAGCUGAGUCUGAGGGAGGCAUUUCCUUUGCCCUUCCACCUUAGCCCACAGCCCAUCUUUGCUGCACACCUGUGCAAGAUGCCAUGAUCCCAGCUGGUCAAGAAGGUCACUGUGCCUACCUCUGCUAAUUUCAUGCACCAGCCAGGAUGGCUGCUCCACAAAGUGUAAGACCUUGUCAGCAGCUAUGCGCAACAGGCAAUGGAUCUUGGCAGCUUGCCUGCGUAGCUGAGGCUUGAGCAGCCCUCAUGAACCAGCUGUGCUCCCCACAGUGCCUGCCAGGGCACCAGGCAGCAACAGAGUAGAGACACCAGGGAAAACAUUUGGACUUUGGCAAGGAGGGAGGCUUCAUCUCUUUAAAAGCCUGUAAGAACUGUGCAUGCCCCAAUCACAUCAUCACUGUAUGACAGCCAAAUGCUUCUUUUGGCUGCAUUACCUGCUGAUAACUGGGUAAAAAUCAGUAAAGUACUUUGGAGCUAUAGGGAGGUACUUUUAUUAUACAUUAACCCAUCAAUACUUCACUUCUGAUAAUAAAAAAGAAUGUCUACAUGGACUUGAAGAAUAAUUCUACAUGAAAGAACCCCAGAAGUGCUGUAGAUCUGCCAAGGAGUACCUGUGCUGAGAACAGUUUCAGGUAACUGCCCUUUCCUAGUUCCUACACAAACACCAAAUAGCUGUGUUUGAUCAUGUAGGGAUGGAAGGCUCUUCAGAUGAGCCUGAACUUCAGGGAAAUUAAAUGCUUUGUUUGAAAGAAGUUGUUAUGGAAAAUGGAAAGUGGAAAGCAGCCUAGCUGAAAUGAAACAAGCAAGUCUCUCUUCCUCAGAAAUCUUUUCCUCACCCAUUUGAUCAUUCUCAUGCAUUCCAGUGACCCAGUUGUAAUCACCAGUUUAGACAGCAGCCAAGACCACCACAGACAGAAGGACAUGCAGAGGAUGAAGGUAGGUGAAGAAAACCUCUCUGUGGACCACUAGUCUAAUCAAUGAGUGCCAUGGGCAACAGGGAACUUUGGAGACAAGGUGGUAAGGUCAUGAACACUGCUAGCUGGCAGCUACCUCAUGUCAAAGUGUAAACUCUCAUAAACUUUACAUUCAUUAGACGAAAGUCCAUGAACCUACAUGAACUUCCAUAAACUGCCCUGGCAGCAUCUGAGCUGAUGCAGAAAUUCUGCCCAGCAGACCAGCUACUAGCCAAAAGUUGUUGACAGUUUGGUUUUUCCACCAAAGCAUUGAAUAUGGCUCUCAAAGAAGUAAAAUAAGAUUUAAAAUGAACAACUAGAAAAUUGUUGCACCAAUCCAAGAGAACAAGGAUGACUUAGAACUCCCUUCUGUAGCAAAGGUACAAAAACUUUUGCAAGGGAUAGAGAUCUUCACUCGCUCCUCUGAGUGGAAGGGAAACUCACCUUAACACACUGCUUUGCAGUAAACACAGUAUGCCCCAACGAAGCCCUCAGCCAGGCCUCUUGCUAAUUCCCACCAAGUCCCACAUCCCCUAUCCUUGCAAAACCUUCUAAUCAGUUUUGCCUGCAAAUAUGUCACAGUUCAGGAGAGACAGAGGGUUAAGGUCAGACUGAACAAGAUGAGCACAGCAGCAAGGGUUUUCUACCAGCCCCUGCCAUUGCUCUUGGGACCCCGCUGGUACGCAGGCCCUGGGCAGUCUUGGGCAGGAAGCCUCCAGCUCUUUUUUAAGCCCUUGCAACACAGCCGACACGCUCUGCUGCCUCCCAGAGCACCUAGGGAACUUCCAGAGCACUAGUUCCUCAUAGUGGAGUCAGACAUCAAGAAAACAAGAACCUGUGCAUGCCAGCUUCCAGCUGCAGGUUGGGUGAGCUGCUUUGGUAAGUGCAAGGACAAGUUGCCAGGUUGCAAUGGCCUAUACCAGCCUCGGACAAGUACAUCUCUGUCCUAGCUUGGGAAGCCAUUUCCCAGAGACUCUUUCAAGUUCUGGGUUUCUCUCUUCUCUGUACUUUUCUCUUUUUUCCUCUAGGAGCCCUUGAGGAGUUCAGAGUCUCAAGGUUUUGUCCCCUUUUCUUACAUCUUCGUUUAGUCUCACCCAGCAAGUCCCUUCUUGUCUGUUGUCAUGUCUGGAGACCUUUCUAGCCUUGCUGGAUAGAUAUUUUAUACUCUCCUCUCUUGUAAGGCCAGACACCCCUAGGGAGAGAGACUGGGGCUAUUGCUGUGCAAUAGCUCUGAGGAAAACACAAUGGCUUGUCCUUUAGCAAAUGACAUGCAGUAUGAAGUUUACUAAUAACAUCAGGAAGAUUUCAGGAACAAUGAAGGAUGGCUCACAGCACUGAGGGCUUGCAUAAUCAAUACAGAAGAGCAGAAAACCCAAAUGUCACUGAAGUACUUGGAAGAUGUUCUUGUGACAGUGAAUAUCUGUGAGUGCCUCAGAAGGACACUGUCCCCCUACCACGAUUUCUUUAACAAUUAAGUCUAGAUAAAAGAAAAAGAAAACAAGUUUUUUGAGCACAUUACAGAUUUCCUAAUCUCUGUUGGCUUCUGCAGUUGUUUGAGAUAAGGUGUGACUUCAAUGAACAAUUAAUACCAAUAAAAGUCUUAGUUUCAUAACACAGGGCAAUCUAACAAAUGAUUAACUAGUAAACAUUGACUGACUCAGCCAUGUGACUCAAAACCUGCUCUUGAACUAACACAGACCUUUGGGAUAUAAACUCAGAUUCUGACAGCCAGAGUCACUCCCUCCUGAGCCACAGACCUCAGUGAAGAGUAUGGACCCGUGUUCACAGUGCACCUGGGCUCUGACCCAGUGGUGGUGCUGCAUGGAUACGAUGUGGUGAAAGAAGCCUUGGUCGAUCGCGCAGAUGAGUUUGCUUCCAGGGGACACAUGCCAAUUGGAGACAGGGCUAACAAUGGAUUAGGGAUUGUUUUUAGCAACAAUGAGCUAUGGUUACAAGUCCGGCGGUUUUCUCUCACCACUCUGCGGAACUUUGGAAUGGGGAAGAGGAGCAUUGAAGAGAGGAUACAGGAGGAAUCUGACUACUUGCUGGAAGAGAUCAACAAAACAAAGGGAAGAGCUUUUGACCCAACCUUCAUGCUGAGCUGUUCUGUCUCCAAUGUCAUAUGCUCCAUUGUCUUUGGGAAACGAUAUGAUUAUAAAGACAAGAAGUUCCUGGCUCUGAUGGACAACAUGAACAACAUCUUUGAGAUGAUCAACUCCCGCUGGGGACAGCUCUACCAGAUGUUCUCAAAUAUCAUGGAUUACCUGCCUGGCCCACACAACAAUAUAUUUGGAGAAUUUGAUGCUCUAAAAGCCUUUGUAGCAGAGGAGGUGAAGUUGCACCAAGCCUCCCUAGAUCCCAACUCCCCUCAGGACUUCAUCGACUGUUUCCUCAGCAAAAUUCAGGAGGAGAAAGAUCGUCCCAAUUCCAGUUUCCACAUGAAGAACCUGAUAACAAGUGCUUUCGACUUGUUCCUUGCUGGAACUGAGACAACAAGCACCACUGUACGAUAUGGGCUCCUGCUUCUUCUCAAAUAUCCAAAGAUUCAAGAGAAAAUUCAAGAAGAGAUUGACCAGGUAGUAGGACGAUCAAGAAAACCCUGUGUGGCUGACCGGACCCAGAUGCCCUACACAGACGCCGUGGUCCAUGAAAUCCAGCGCUUCAUCUCUCUUGUCCCCCUGGCUCUCCCUCACACUGUGACCAAAGACACCAGCUUCAGAGACUACGUCAUUCCUAAGGGCACCACAAUUUUCCCUGUCCUCACUUCUGUCCUCCAUGACAGUAAAGAGUUUCCAAACCCACAUGAGUUCAAUCCUGAACAUUUCUUGAAUAAGAAUGGCAGCUUUAAGAAGAGUGAAUUCUUCAUGCCCUUCUCAGCAGGAAAACGAAUAUGCCCAGGAGAGGGCCUGGCACGAAUGGAGAUAUUCUUACUCAUAGCCACCAUCUUGCAGAACUUUACCUUGAAGUCUGUUGUCAACCCCCAGGAGCUCAACAUUACCCCAACUCUGAGUGGGACAGGCAAUGUACCUCCUGCCUACCAGCUCUGUGCUGUCCCCCGCUGAAAAGCACUGAACCACUCUCCAGUGUCCUGAAACUGGCUAUUCUUUUACAUGUUCUUUACUAAAAUCAACAGCAAGAGCACUGGCCCACUUUUACCAGGCCUUCAGGAAGGCAGUCCAAACACAAGGCACAAAGCAGAGACCUCUGAAGCCUCCCAGAACUCCACCACAUCGCAGGAGGCUCUGGCUGACACUGCAGCCUCUUGCACGGAUGCUCUGUCACAGGAUCAUUGAGUGCAGUGGCUGCAUCAAACAGCCACUGUUGGUUUUCUCUCCAGCACAGCUCCCCUGGCUCUCCCACAGCAUGUAUCCCUCCAAGACCUGGUUUUGCAGAUGGAUAGUGCUGCAUGUGUGUACAUUCAUGAUCCAAUAAACAAAAAUCUGUUUAUGACAA